AUGUUGUUGAUCCUCGAGAUGUGUGAGGCGAACUUGGAGCCCAACGUGAUCUUCACCUACAACGCUGGUAUAAGCGCGUGCGAAAAGGGUGAACAGUGGCAGCAGGCUCUAUCGCUGCUUAGCGUUAUGUCUGAGGCAAAGGUUGCGCCCACUGUCAUCAGCUACAGCGCUGGGAUAAGCGCGUGCGCGAUGAGCUCCAGGUGGCAACAAGCUCUGUCAUUGCACAGGGGGAUGCGUGAUGCGAAGUUAGAGCCAAAUGUAAUCAGCUACAGCGCCACGAUCAGCGCGUGCCAAACAGGGGAGCAGGCUCUGUCGCUGAUUAGCGAAAUGUCGAAAGCGAAUUUGGAUCUUGACGUUAUCUGCUACAGCGCUGGGAUCAGCGCGUGCGAGAAAGGUGGGCAGUGGCAGCAGGCUCUGUCACUGCUCAUCGAGAUGCGGGAUGCGAAGGUGGUGCCCAAUGUCAUCAGCUAUAGUGCUGUGAUCGUCGCGUGCGAGAACAGGAAGCAGUGGCAGCUGGCCCUCUCGUUGUUCCACGAGAUGCGGGACGCGAACUUGGACCCCGACAUCGUCAGCUACAGCGUUGGGAUCAGCGCGUGUGAGACGCUCGGGAAAUGGCAGCAGGCCCUGUUGCUGUUGAACGACAUGUGGAGGAUGUGGGAGGCGAAGUUGAUGCCAGACGUCAUCACCCCUAACAGUGGGACUGGCGCGUGCAAGAUGGGGGGUGGUGGGAGUGUCGUUCCAUGUUUCGAGCACCAACGCCAGAGCGUUGACCCAAGGGCUUGA
Molecule: messenger RNA, 783 nt
Organism: Prorocentrum cordatum
Lineage: Eukaryota; Dinophyceae; Prorocentrales; Prorocentraceae
Source: the annotation of a GenBank genome assembly